AUGAUUUGGUAUCUCUUGUAUCCUUUGCGAGGAACGACGGAAGCUCCAGCCCUUGCCACGAACCAUCCUCUCCGCCGAGCCUUUGCGCGAUACGGUCGAUAUGCCGCGAGACACGUAGUCACGACUCUCAUCAUCUCUGUCACCGUCGCCGCGAUCCUUAUAUACCCCUUCCCGUUCCUCUACACCUCAGAUCUGAGCAAUGGCGCCUCCAACUUGCCCCAUCAUGUGUGGACUGCUGCGCAGCCGCUCAAGGAGAACAGCACCGAAUCCGACGUCAUAAUGCGAUCCAUAUGGGUUCACGGCAGCUAUAUGAAAGCAUUGGACCGCGACGUACUGCUAGGCGCGCUUGAAUUGCAGGAUGAGCUGCUGGGUCCCACCAAAGAUUUCAGCCCACGGCGGCCCGUAACGUCCCUCCGGGCCCACGAUCCGUAUGCAGAUCUUGCCCCUCGAGACCGGGAUGCAUUCCACGUCGUCAAUGGCCUCACCAACCAGUCGUGGUUCUUCUCUUCGCCACUUCAGUACUGGGCCUGCUCCAAUGAUCGCAUAGCUUCCGAUUCAGACAUAAUAUCAACCGUCAAUGCGCGGAAGACACAACCGACCUCAGUCAAUGUCACUCUACGACACUCAAUCGUCUUUAGCGGCAAGCGCUUCGAAGAUCGGAAACUUCUUGCCGCCGAUGCCCUUGUCAUCACAUUGAUCCACUUGCGCGAUUCACCGGUCGGUCGCCAGUGGGAGAGAAAGGCCGAAGCGCUCGCGAAUCGGAUGAAGGACAAGUGGACAGCCUACCCAGCCGACGGGAGAAGCAUGUCGAGCCAGCUGUACGAAUUUCAAUUCAUGCCCAUUUCCGUGCAAGACACAGUAAUUCUGGCGUUGGCAUACGGCCUAGUCGCAAUUUAUUUUCUGUACAGCCUCUCCAAGCUGAGGCGGGUCAAAUCCAAGUUCGGCCUGAUAGUUACAGUCUUUGUCCAGAUUGUCGUAUCUAUCAUGUCGAGCUUUACAGUCUGUGCCGUUUUCCGGGUGGACUUGUCCGGAAUUCCGCAAGCGGCAUAUCCGGUCGUGGUUCUCUCCAUGAGCCUCGAAAACAUAUUCAGACUUAUCAACGCCGUCAUCUUGACUCCCUCGGAGAACAGCACGAGUAGUCGAAUUAGCCGUGCGUUUGGAGAAACAGCACAUGUUGCGCUAGCCAGUUCGGCACAAAACGUACUCAUUCUAUGGGGACUGUCCAAACUGGUCUCACCGGGCGUAUCCGCCUUUUGCACAUUUGUGGCCGUUGCUAUUGUGUUUGACUUCUUUUACUCAUCAACCUUUUUCUUGGCGGUUCUCAGUGUCGAUGUGCGACGCACAGAACUCAGUGACGCGCUUGCCAAAGCAUCACUGAAGAACAAGAGGUACGGGCAGGAGCAGCAGCCAGCGAAUAGGAGCUGCUUCGAGGCAAUGCUGCAGGGCAAGAUUGCCCUGUCCACGCGUAUCGCAGGCACUGUCAUCAUGAUCACGUUCGUCUUGAUUGUCCAGUGGCAUUUUUACGAGAAUGACACUUUCGUCCGGCUGGCGCGCGGAAUUUUCAGGAUCUCCAGAGACACAGUCAGCUUCAGCCAACCGAAGAACUCUAUGCUUCUCGACAUUCACCAGGCACGAAGCCCAACAUCUUGGCUUCGGCUUCAAGACCACGAAAGCGCUCGCGAGGUUAUCAACGUCAUCAAGCCCAGAUCCCACAGUUACAUCGCUCGGGUAUAUGACCCUCUAGUAUUCGUCCUUAAGGGUGCGGAUCGGACACCCGUAAUGCCCGAGCGUCCACUACUCCCGGCUCUCUACGACUUCAUCGAUCAUCACCUGAAGCACUUUCUCGUCACUGUGCUAUUCAUUCUAUCUGCCGUCCGUCUUCUCAUGAAUUACCUACUAUGGGGAGACGAUGCUGAGUCGAGACGCAAUGACGACAUGGGAGAUCAACCCCUUUUGGCUAUUGAAUCUCUACCCGAGGCCCAUUCCCUGGACAUCGCUCUCAUGUCUUCGUCAUACGACGGGCACAUUAUUUCCGUCGGUCUGGACCGCUCGAUUCGUGUUUGGGACGUCAGAUCUGGCGUCAGAGACUACUCGCUAGCCGACAUCGAAGCACCCCCCGAAGACCCAUUUCCGGUGUUGGCAGUUGCUACUGACAAGAAGUCUAGCUGGUUAGCCUUGCUGUCUUCUCACAAGGUUUUCCUAUGGAACUUGGUUGAGCAUCGAUGGAGUCAGCCGAUCCCGGUUGAUCUGAAAAAUCAGAGGCCUGAGAAGCCUGAGGGAUUCUUCUUCGGUACGCCGACUUUUGACUUCUCAAGCCCACUCGUCAUUGUGCGACGAAACGGAACAAUGAUACAGAUCAUUCCCGGUCAAAAUGAGCCGAUGGAAUUCUCCAUCUGCAAGAGCUCUUUGGUCUCGGUUCGCCCACUGGUACAGAAGAUCGCCCCCGGUGGCACUUCGCAACUGUCUAUCCUGACAGCGUCGAGAAAAGGCUGUAUACAUGUUGCGACACAGCAGCGGGACGACUCGUGGAUCUCACAGAGUCUCGACGUGCACACAGCCGAAGACCGCGGGGCAUCCCAGGUAGUGGCACUGUCGGCACUGGGUUCGUUCCUUGUGGCUAGGUCUCGCACAGUUGAUCUUGUCGAUGCAAAAACGAAGGCGCUGCUUCACACCUUUGAGACGGAUUCGAUUCAGCCGCGGUCCUUGAGAUGUUUUCACUCGUCGCGAAGAAAACCUCAAUGUGGUUCAAUCGGACUUGUGUCAUUCGGUAUCGCAUACACCCAUGCGGAGAAAGGCGACUGCGUCAUUCACACCUUCACACCCAAAGAAGAGGGCAACGUUAUUUGCUUCCGCAAUACGAGUUCACCGCCCAGUCGCAGCUGUAGUGCAUGGGCCGAGACAAUCGAGUCGAAGCGGGAGAUCAGCAAUCCGGGGACAUGGGAAGCUCUGCCAAAUGGGUUCCUCGUGGGUGUCCGGAGAGAAGUGUACGAUAGCGGGUCGAGCAGUGGCGAGUCGUCUCCGACAACAACCGGAGGUCUCCGUCACAGGAUGUAUCAACGAUUAGAGAAGCGACCGAGCAGAUCGCAGGACAAUUGGGAGGUCUGGGUGGCUUCAGAACUGGGGCGGGAGGAAAUCUACGAAACCAGGCCACUCCAUGAAGAGUACGAGAUAGGCUCGCAUCUCAUCAUUCCGGACCUGGGUCCCAUCGUCAAGGUCGGCACGGCAUCAGUGGCUGUUGCCUUCGGUAACAUUAUCAAACUGAUCACGGUUGGACACCAGCAUUUCGAGGACCUGGCCGAGAACGAGAACGGGGAGUCUCUGCACAUUGGCAGCCGACGACGGAAACCGGCAGCUGUUACGCAUGCCCGGAUGAAGGUCCCGUCAUGGAUUUGA
This is a messenger RNA of Colletotrichum phormii, 3393 nucleotides long. RefSeq names its product sterol-sensing domain of SREBP cleavage-activation-domain-containing protein. Gene Ontology annotation, molecular function: sterol binding; protein binding. The transcript is spliced from 2 exons. Lineage: Eukaryota; Fungi; Ascomycota; Sordariomycetes; Glomerellales; Glomerellaceae. The record is from RefSeq and is a predicted model, not a curated record. Gene Ontology annotation, cellular component: endoplasmic reticulum membrane; Golgi membrane; SREBP-SCAP complex. Gene Ontology annotation, biological process: SREBP signaling pathway; regulation of cholesterol biosynthetic process. The coding region runs from base 1 to 3393 and encodes 1130 amino acids.